Capsella rubella is the source of this 1328-nucleotide messenger RNA. Its product is annotated as NAC domain-containing protein 96. Gene Ontology annotation, biological process: regulation of DNA-templated transcription. The record is from RefSeq and is a predicted model, not a curated record. Gene Ontology annotation, molecular function: DNA binding. Bases 247 to 1122 code for a protein of 291 amino acids. Lineage: Eukaryota; Viridiplantae; Streptophyta; Magnoliopsida; Brassicales; Brassicaceae. The transcript is spliced from 4 exons.
UUUUCAAUUUUAUUGUACGAAAUAGUUUGUUUUCUUUCAGACAAUGUUCUUGUCACACAAAGAAUACAAUCGACUUGACUUGCAAUUUUUUUUAAACAACAAAUCGAGCGUCGAGAAAAGUUUCUAUUUUUGGAUUUUUCAAAUAUUAACAGUUGUAGCUCCGUGACUUGAAGAUAUAUCGAUUCCAAGAUUAUUUAACCUUAUCUUUGUGUAGCUAGUCUUCGUAUUGUGAGUUUGUUAUUGCAAAUGGGAAGUUCAUGUUUACCUCCCGGAUUCCGGUUUCAUCCUACCGAUGAAGAACUCAUCGAAUACUACUUGAAAAGAAAAGUCGAAGGUCUCGAAAUCGAGCUCGAAGUCAUCCCCGUUAUCGAUCUUUAUAGUUUCGAUCCUUGGGAGUUACCAGACAAGUCUUUUCUCCCAAACCGGGACAUGGAAUGGUUCUUCUUCUGUUCAAGGGACAAAAAAUAUCCUAAUGGCUUCCGUACGAACCGAGGAACAAAGGCUGGGUAUUGGAAAGCAACUGGAAAAGAUCGGAAAAUUACAUCUCGUUCAUCUUCUAUAAUUGGCUUUAGGAAAACUCUAGUUUUCUAUAAAGGUCGUGCCCCGUUAGGCGAUAGAAGCAAUUGGAUCAUGCAUGAAUAUCGACUAUGCGAUGAUGAUUCAUCACAAGGACCACAACAUUUUAAGGGAGCUUUUGUGUUAUGUCGUGUUGCUAUGAAGAAUGAGAUCAAAACAAAUUCGAAAAUCCGAAAAAUUCCAAGCGAACAAACUAUAAGAUCAGGAGAAAGCUCGGGGUUUUCAAGCCGAGUAUCAUCUCCUAGUCGCGAUGAAACAACGCCAUUUCACUCAUUUGCCAAUCCUAUAUCUACUGAAAAUGAAUCUUCCAACAUUUGGAUUUCACCUGACUUUAUUCUCGAUUCUUCAAAAGACUAUCCUCAAAUCCAAGAUGUUGCAUCUCAGUACUUGGACCAACAAGACUUUGAUUUUUCGAUCAUUGGUAACCAAAACAUGGAUUUUCUGGCAAGUACCAGCUUAGAUCAGAACAUGGAUGAGUCUAUGCAAUAUUGGACAAAUUGUGGAUACGAUCAAACCGGCUUCUUUGGUUAUUCGGAAUUCUCCUAGACCGGAGUAUUUGGUCGUCUCUCUUUUACGACAAAAACGCCUUUUAUUGUUUUUGAGUCUUGGAAGACUUUUAGCAUUGGUCUUAUGGUCUUGGUCUAUAUAUGAAUGACUUUUACUAUUCUGUUUACUUUUUUUUUUUUUGGUGUGGAUUUAUAUAUUUUAUGUAAAAAAUAUGAAGUUGUAUUCUGUAAUCAAUAUAGUUUCUU